AUGAGGUCACAGCGUCGCCCUAGGGACACGCUUGCUUCCUCUCUCUCCAUGGCCGGUGUGGAGAAAGGAACUGCUAAAAAUAACCGAGAGAGAGAGCCAGAGGAAGGGCCGGGAGGCAGUCCCCGUGCUUUUACUAAUAUGGACUUUCUCGAGCUCAAGGAAGUACUUUGUUUCAAAAAUAGCUGGUGCUUUUCCAGGAGGAGCGAGGUGGCCUGCAGUGGCCAGCUGAACUGCAGUCGCCGUUUCGUAUGUCCUCCCAUCCCCAGGGGGCCGUUUGUCCGCCGGUGUGGGUGCCUCAUCUGUCACUUGCCACUUCUUAUCGGCCCUCGGCCCCUGGACAGCUAUUUCCCCUGGAAGAUGGAUGUGGACAGUGCUCUCUGGGCAGAGAAUGCGGCCCCCGCAGGCCCCUUGGCUGAGAGUUCCCAGCGGACAUGGAUGCUGCGAGGGGAGCCUGGGAAUGGCGAGGCUGCUCUGCAAGGCCUCGAUGCCUCAGCUGAGUGCAGAUUCAGUUUAUGUUACUGUACGCCUUGUCAAGCAGACUUCUUCCUGUCAGAGAAGUUCAAGGCGAAGACCAGAAUCUGA
This is a messenger RNA of Rangifer tarandus platyrhynchus (Svalbard reindeer), 582 nucleotides long. The record is from the annotation of a GenBank genome assembly. NCBI's taxonomy places the organism in Eukaryota, Metazoa, Chordata, Mammalia, Artiodactyla, Cervidae.